AUGCCGCCAAGAUUCUUCAGGAGAAGAGGAAGAGGCAAGGGGCCAAUCACCGCCCCCAAUAAUAAUGAAGCUGGACCGUCGAAUGCGCGAGCUCCAUCUACCAUGGAGAGUGACGAUCCGCGGCAGAACCGGAGGAACCUCUUUGAGCCGGCUAGACGGUCGGUCUCACACAGUUCAACACCUCCUAACCCUUAUGGGCCACAACCAGAUUAUGAGCCCAACAACCCUCAACCUUCAUACAUACCAUUACAGCGAUCCUUAUCGCACAACUCUUUCGACGACAGGGACGAGGAUACGGACCCUGUCGAGCCUGCCAGUGGCACACCAAACCACCUGAUAGAGAUCUCGGAUGGAUCUUCCUUCCACGGAUCACCCUAUGUUGGUCCAGAUAGCUUUCAAGCUAUGUUUACCAGGCACGAAUGGUACUAUACGCCUCCUCGCCAUACAUCGCCUCAGCAGCAGCAACAACAGCAACAAGAUCCCUCUGAGGAUCCAAGGUUUGUGGCAGUCACGCCACCACCUCCGCCGCCACCAGUUCAACCGGCACCCCCGCAACCACCAAGGCGUAGGAGAACCGGAGCGCGCAUAUCUGCGCGAACAGGAGACUUUCAUUUUAGUUCUCCACUCCAAUCAAGUGGCAGCCACUACCCGCCACAUCAAGAAGAUCCGCAAAUGGGUAGGCCUUCACACCCAGUUGCACUACAACCACCGCCUAUGGGUUUUGAUAACCCAAUUCCGGCAUACACGGGUUCCAUGGCGUACAACCCGUUUGAGCAGCCAGUACACACCAACUACAAUUACGCCGAAGCCGAUCCGUACGUGGUAGCGGCUAACUAUAACACCCAAGGACCCUAUGGAGAUCCAUGGGGAGUAGGGUACCCAACUCAUGGGUGCAAGAUACCUGCAAGACCUAUUAUACGGACACAAUCGCAACCACCAAGGUUCUCUCCACCUGAGCGUGAAGAAAUUCUGCAAAGGUUGGACUAUGUAGAGCGAGAAUUUCACAGGGAGCGAAGGGAGCGACAAACGUUCUUCCAAGGAUUGACAAGCUUGAUCAAAGGAAAGAGCAAGAAGGACCACUGA
Molecule: messenger RNA, 1083 nt
Organism: Helianthus annuus (common sunflower)
Lineage: Eukaryota; Viridiplantae; Streptophyta; Magnoliopsida; Asterales; Asteraceae
Product: extensin-2-like
Exons: 2
Coding region: 1-1083 (360 amino acids)
Source: RefSeq, a predicted model, not a curated record